Messenger RNA from Zootoca vivipara (common lizard), 2985 nucleotides. It is a transcript of the gene KBTBD3, whose product is annotated as kelch repeat and BTB domain containing 3. Gene Ontology annotation, cellular component: nucleus. Gene Ontology annotation, molecular function: protein binding; DNA binding. Lineage: Eukaryota; Metazoa; Chordata; Lepidosauria; Squamata; Lacertidae. The record is from RefSeq and is a predicted model, not a curated record.
GAUGCAGGUGGGUGAUUAGCGGCGCGCACAGAGGGGGAAGCCAUGGAAUUGAAGGCCUCCGCUGGGUUAUAGGAGGCGCGUUCCUAACGAGGGGUGUUAAACUCUCCAGCCUGGCAGCUUGAACUGGGUUGUCUGAGGUAAAAGGAAAGCAAUAUAGAACGGACCGUGUUUUAGAUUUGCGUCUCUGGUGCUGAGCCUGCGCGUGGGACAUGCGCAGAACAGCCACUGAAGCUGUUACGUAGCGUGGGCCCUUAGUUCUCAGGCGUUCCUCCCAGCUGCGAAGGCAGGGCUUCUAUAGACAGUAAGGCGAUGAUGAAUGGUAGUUUUGAUGGCCUUUUGCAGGAAAAGCAGCAGAGAGUUUCAAUGAUAGUGGAUCCCCCUCCCCGUAUAUGUGGAAGAGGAAAGGCUGUACAGUAGCUCAGUGAUAGAUUUUCUGCUUUGCAUUCGGAAGGUCGUAGGUUCAGCAUCUCCAGGUAGGGCUUGGAAUGUCCUCUGGCUGAAACCCUGGAGAGCUGUUGCUCGUUCUAGCAAGCUAGAUGUACCAGCGGCCUGCAGCUUCCUUUGCUUCUAAAGUAGCUUACCGAUGCAAAGGUGUUUGUGUUGUCAAGCAUGCUCUGUGCACUACCGCUGUUAAUUAAUUUGCUGCACUUCCUUUUGGCCUAAGUGACUUUCUGCAUGUUCUCCUCAACUUCUACAAUCACACCCACCCACCACCGAUCCGGUACAUACACAUGCAUCUGUAAAUGAGGACAGUACUUUACGUGCCUGAUGAAGUGAGUUGCAGUACGAUUGCGGCUUAUGCACAUUUAACAUAUGUGAUUUCCAAAUUUAUGUGCGUGGCUGGGGGAGGGGAGGAGGGAGGUGGGCAUCUGAGGGGAAAAAACCGUCACCAGCAAUCCCACCCAUCAUUGUACAGCUUGGGAAAGGGUGCUGAGGUGGAGUCAGUGCGAACAGCGUUGGAGAACGUGUGAAGGUGCAGUUGGAGAUUGAGAGUAGUAGCCUUGGUGAUUAAGAAAACAUGGCCCCCAAACGCAAGCCAGGGCCCUCUGCUGGCGUGCAACACAAGAAACAACGAUUGGUCCCAACACGGCAAGAAAAAGUAGCUGUGCUGGACUGCUUGAGAGAUGGCAUGUCAGUCUCUAGUGUGGCACGCAAAUAUAGCCACAGUGAAUCUAAUAUCCAUGCCAUCAAGGUUCGAGAGAGAAAAAUCUGUGACAUUGUGGCAGCAAGUGCUCCAAUAACUGCUCACGUGACAAGCCAGGUGCACGACAAGGCUUUAGCGAAGACUGAGAAGGCAUUAAACUUGUGGCUUGAAGACAUGAACCGCAAACGUGUGCCUACUGAUGGCGUGACGUUACGGCAAAAGGCUCUCAGCCUCUAUGCACUCUUCAAACCUUCUGCCGAGGAUGGGCAGCCUGUGAAGGAAUUCAAAGCCAGCCACAGUUGGCUUAUCAGUUUUAGGAACCGCUUCAAGCUGGAAAAUGUGCCCACAACUGGUGAAGCGUCUGCAUCUGCCGACAAAGAGGCAGCAAAAGCCUACCCCAAACAAUUAAAGGAACUGUUAGACGAAAAGGGAUACCUUCCUGAGCAAGUUUUUAAUGCUGUUGAGACGGGGCUGUUCUGGAAAAAAAUGCCUGGCCGGACGUACAUCUCCAAAUCAGAAAAACAAGCCCCUGGCUUCAAAGCAGCUAACGACCGUGUGACUGUGUUGCUCUGUGGCAGUGCAGCUGGGCAUUUAAUAAAGCCAGGUUUGCUGUACAGGUCUGCAGUCCCCCGUGCCCUGAAAGGCAAGAACAAAAAUCUCCUGCCUGUGUUUUGGCAACCCAAUAAAAAGUCUUGGGUGACUGCAGCAACAUUUCUAGAUUGGUUCCACAAUUGCUUUGUUCCGGAAGUUAAGCGGUACCUUGAAGAGAAACAAUUAGACUUUAAAGUGUUGCUGAUUGUGGCCGAUGCUCCUGGUCACCCCAAGGCACUCUGCUUUGCACAUGACGAUGUUGAAGUUGUCUUUCUCCCGCCCAAUACGGCCUCCAUCAUCCAACCUCUUGACCAAGGUGUGAUUCGGUGCUUCAAGGCAACUUACACAAGGCUCACCUUCUCAUGGAUACGUAACACUAUGGAUACUGAUCCCAACCUUGAUGUCAUUGAGUGCUGGAAGUCCUUUAACAUGGCCAGUUGCAUCACUUACAUUAAGCAAGCAGUAGAUGCAAUCAAGCCCGAAUCGGUGAAUGCAUGCUGGCGCAAGUUGUGGAAAGAAUGUGUGAAUAAUUUUAAGGGUUUCCCAACCAUUGACAAUGAAGUGGAACAUAUUGUCCAGAUGGCCAGGCAAGUGGGUGGUGAUGGCUUUGUUGACCUCAUUGAGGAAGAAGUUGAAGAGUUAAUUGAUGGCCAUGGAGGAGCAUUGACGAACGAAGAGUUGGAGGAACUGCUAAGAUCAUGUACAGAAGAUGAAGAGGAGGAGGAUGAACAGGAUGAGCCAGCAAGUUGGAAUCUGCAUAAGUUUGCUCAAGUCUUCCAAGCAGCAAAACACCUGAAUGAUUUGAUCGCCGAGUUUGAUCCCUCUAUGGAACGAAGCCUCAAAAUCACACAGGGUAUUACAGACAGUCUGAAACCGUAUCGAGAAAUGUUUGAACAGCUCAAGAGACAACAGCGACAGUUGCCAAGCACCAUGUUUCUCACAAAAAACGCAGCGGUAGCAAGUGAGCCGACACAAUCAACUUCUGAAGCUGAAACAGAGCCAGCCACUUUGCCUGCAACUCGCAAUCUGUCGCCCAGGCCUGGCCCAUCAUCUCCUAGAGCAACCUCAAGCCCUGAAGAGGAUGAGGAAGACUAAGCAACACGGUCAUUGUGCACAGCAAUAAGAAUAGAGUGCAGAAACCAUGGACAACCAAUAUGAUUUCAUUAGCACCCCAACUUGCAAUGGACUUUCAUCUCGUGAGCAGAAAGCCAGCUCCUUAGUGGCUGAAGGUCAUGGCCAACAAAUCUUAA